AUGCAUCAUCGCAGGACGCACCGCAAAUCCAAAAACGGCUGUCUCGUCUGCAGACAGCGCAAAAUCAAGUGUGAUGAGGUGAAGCCGCGCUGCACAAACUGCAUCCGCUUCUGCGUUCCCUGUAGCCUCGACCCUGACCCUGAAUCCGACAAUUCGAGGUCUGUCACGGGAUCCACUACUGUGAGUCCAGGAAAGCGCGGACGAGGCCGGCCCCGGAAGAAGUGGGGCCCUGCAGCCGGUACCUCAGGACCUCAGGAGCAAUUACCUGCACACCUGAACAACCCAGACCUUGACGGCCCAUUGCUGAAUGCCCCCGACCUCGAACUGCUCCUGCAUUUCACUUCCCACACUGGGCGCAGUCUCGCCCAUUCCGAUCCACCGGAUAACCCCAUCGCUCGGUUCUGGUCGCAUAAUGUCCCCCGCAUAGGCCUGUCAUGCCAUGUCGUGCUCCGUCUCGCUCUGGCAUUAGCAGGCCAUCAUCUCGCAUAUACCACUGGCCAGGACACAGCCAAAUGCGCUUAUUAUACAGCUCUUGCGCAAAAGUACAGCGCAGUCGGUCUGGUGGAACUCACAAAGACCCUUGCAACUAUCAACAACGCAACAUGUGGCGCGCUAUACACGGCUGCCACCCUCAUGACAUACUGUACAUUCGCAUCAGGCCCCACAGAUGACAAUGACCUUCUUGUCUGCAACAUUGGCAGUCAUGCGCCGCAGCGCUGGAUGUCGGUUAUCCAGGGUGUGCGAUUAAUCAGGGAGAGGUUCGAGCCGGACAUCCUCUUUUCCGGACUCCUAGAACCUCUCGCGCCCUCUUCCGAACCAGAUCCAAAGUCCACAACGCCUGCAUGCAUUGAAGAGGGAUACCGGCGGCUCGAGUGGGAAGAGCCAAUGCGGCACCUGCGAGAUCUCAUCACCUCAGACAAAGACAGCGCCGAUACAGACACAGCAGAUACAGCAGUCUACCUCCAGGCCUACGAGCGUAUCGAGUCAAUAUACGAAGCGAUAUUCGGCAACGCCGAUGGCCAGUUUACAUGUCCACCAAAAAAAUAA
Messenger RNA from Aspergillus calidoustus, 1047 nucleotides. Lineage: Eukaryota; Fungi; Ascomycota; Eurotiomycetes; Eurotiales; Aspergillaceae. The record is from the annotation of a GenBank genome assembly.